This is a messenger RNA of Chara braunii, 2561 nucleotides long. NCBI's taxonomy places the organism in Eukaryota, Viridiplantae, Streptophyta, Charophyceae, Charales, Characeae. The record is from the annotation of a GenBank genome assembly.
UAUUGCUCCCCUCUCCUGUCAGUUUUAGGUGAGAACCCAUGGUUUCACAUCUAUCCUUGAGUAGCCAUUCCUCAGGAUGAGCAGCCCCACAGACAUGAGCCCGCUCACAUGCCUGCUGAAGCUCACCAUGUGCUUGUGAAUUCAUGCCCAUUGUUACCAGUUUUCUGUGUGUCCCUUUCUCCCUCCCUUUCAAGAAGCAACCAAUGCUGCAUGAAACCUUUGCCUUGCCCCUGCACAUCAUAGGCAGUCAAAAGUUGGACAACCUCUCAUCAGCAGAGGACAAUGGGAUCAAUACCCUGCACCCAUUGACUUACAGAUGGAAACAGGAGACGGCUCAGAAAGCCACCAUCUCGCCGGCGACAGCACAGAAACAGAGACUAAUGAGGGACCAAUUCUGGGUCCAGUUCGACAAUAUCCCCAUCAGGGGUCACCCGCUGAUCAAGGAUCGUCUGGAGGUCGAAUACCUGAACAACAAAGUGUUAAAGUGGGUGCUCCCCACUCCAGACUUCCUAGCCCCUCAUUGCGAUUUCAUCACCGCCGUCCUGGAAGUGAACUCCGAAACGAACCCAGAAUUCCCGGAAGAAUGGGAAUUCUGCAUCGGGGAGGAAACAUCUUCAGUUACAGUCUCAACUAAAGACGCUCCCAUCUGCUUCAGAUGCAGAGAAAGAGGACACCUGGGCACAGACCCAGCCUGUCCGAGAUCCCCUGAACAUUCGAAAGAGAAGAAACUGAGACAGAACAUGUUGGUGGAAGUGGAGGAAGCAAAAGGCAUCUGGUUCGUCAACGACCAGGAUUACAAUGGAUGGGUCUUUGACGACACCAUUGAAGAUCCAAAGUGGAUCUGGAUAUAUAACACAAAGGCAACAACAAAACAACCAGACAUCUUCCCCCCAUCAGACAGCAGAUGGCAUGCAGUGGGAGCGAAGAAGGUGACAGGGAUUCCAGGGAAGAUCCACAAAGAUCAGAUCAUCGACCCACGAGCAAUCAGGGAGGAAAAGAAACAUGAGGAUCUGUUGUGGGACAUGGAGACAAUCCGGAUCCAGACAGCAGAAGCUUGCCAAAACACAAACUUGGACAACAACACGCUGAUACAAGAGGCAAAAAAGACCCUCGAACACCGCCACCCCAAAGCUGAGAUCCCCCCUGCUCUCAAACGUAACGCCUCCCCCUCAUCCAAAGGAUGCAAAGAGGACAGAGCAGGAAAGAAGAGGAGGGCGACUGAGGAGGGCUCAGGCAAAAUGCACAAGACUGAUCAAUCCUCCACAGACGACACCCCCCCCGGGGCAGACCCGAGCUCACCAGCUGCCUCACAGACAGGAAUGGAUAUCUCGCCAAACAAAGUGAGUCCCAUUUCGUGGCUUGAGGAGUACCUGCAGAGAGCAAAAUACGAGAGAGAGAAGGAAUUCGACAUGGCCUGCAUGAAACACCUGGAGAAGACGGGGAAGCCGGUCACCGGUAAAACAGUGGCAGGAAUCCCCCACUCCAAGAACUUCUUCGAUCUGCUGCACAUGAAAUCUGAACUAUCGGAGUUCAGUGCGUUCAGAUCAUAUGAAAAAAAGAGAGAGAGAGAAUCUGUAGGAAUGGAGACAGGUACAGGAUUCGACCCCCGAGCCUCAACGGACUCCAUCCGCAACAUGGUCUCCAAAAACUGGAAACCGUCGAAGGGAAGGGACAAGAGACCAAGAGGCCCCCCCAAAGAUGAGGCUGGCAGCAAGAACGAGCAGCGCCGACUCACGCAAGAGAUUGCAACAGUGGCAGCACAGACCAAGCGGCUGUUCGACCAGAACAUGGAUUACAAAAAGGAACAAGGGGAAAAAUUCAUCACAGUCCGGAUGAUAGCUGAAAACAAAGCGCCCAGUGUCACCAAAUCAGCUGCAGCAGACAGGGGGACAGUCAGGGCAGUGAGACCUCUGAUACCAGUCCGGUUCAGAAGCAAGUUUAACGAGUGAGCCCUGGCAAAGAGCAUCAGGGACAACAUCUCUGCAGAUACCCCGCUGGGGGUGUACGGGCUCCCUCCACGUGAGGCGACAGUCGAAGGGAAGACACUGGAUGAGCCGAUUCUCACCCCUUUCGACCCCAUCCUGGUCAAGCUGGAGGAAAAGGCCAAACUCAGCGAUGGCUUGACAUGGAGGGCAUGGGACACAAUCACAAUGCUCCAACACAACGUGCUGAAUGGGAGAUUCAGCACGAACGACAUCAUUUUUGCUGACUCGAUGGCAGACAUCAUCAGAACCCACCUCCUGACAUCUAGGACCUCACUGCAGGACGAGGCGACCCCCAUCUACGUGGAGAUGGGGAAUGAGGAAGUGGACAUGGUAAACGAAGAAGAAGAGGACUUGGGUUCGGGAGACAAGUUCUCCCCCGGGGGAGAGGAUGAGGAGCCGCAUCCGGUAACAGAGAGCAGCGCUGGGGAAUACAGCAUGGACGCCGCAGCAUCAAAGGAGGACAGCUGGGACUCGGACUCAGAGAGCAGCAAGGCCCAGGCAGCAGUGGACUGAAAAACUCACCAUAAUGGACAGCAAACUCUCACCGCACAAACCAAACAAAUGAACAACAACUGA